This is a messenger RNA of Maniola jurtina (meadow brown), 1446 nucleotides long. It is a transcript of the gene Pnpo, whose product is annotated as pyridoxine/pyridoxamine 5'-phosphate oxidase-like. The transcript is spliced from 5 exons. Gene Ontology annotation, molecular function: pyridoxamine phosphate oxidase activity; FMN binding. Lineage: Eukaryota; Metazoa; Arthropoda; Insecta; Lepidoptera; Nymphalidae. The coding region runs from base 279 to 1037 and encodes 252 amino acids. The record is from RefSeq and is a predicted model, not a curated record. Gene Ontology annotation, biological process: pyridoxal 5'-phosphate biosynthetic process; pyridoxine biosynthetic process.
UGUGGUGAUAACACUUAUCACUACUUAGCUGUCAACUCGCAAUAAUAACCAUUUUAAAUCAUGAAACAAUUUUUGUAUUUGAUAAAGUAUUGAACGCAUUAUUACUUUUUAUUAGCUAAAUAAUUCGUGUAAACUGUGGAUAGUAGCGUAAGGCAUCUUACUUCACUCAGCUUUGUUAUUCCAUCAUUCCACUUACUGUGAGAACUGCGAAAUUUUGCAUUAUUACGCCAGGCAAAACUUCUGAUUCACGUGCUUGUUAUAAAUUUUAACAACAGCGCAUGGGAGCGAGGUGUUUACGGUUAUACUUUCGUGAGAGUAAAUCAUUUUCACGCAAAAUGAGCAUCGAUAUUGGAGGUAUGAGAAUUAAAUAUAAAGAUAAGGAUGAAACAUUCUUGGAAAAACACUUAGUAGCAAAAGAACCAUUUGGCCAGUUUAAAGCUUGGUUUGAAGAAGCUUGUACCCGAAAGGAAAUUUUAGAACCAAAUGCUAUGUGCCUUGCCACUGCAACAAAGGAUGGGUAUCCAUCAGCAAGGUUUGUGUUAUGCAAGGGCUAUGGAAAAGAUGGAUUUAAGUUUUUCACCAAUCAUGGCAGCAGGAAAGCUAAAGAAAUGGCUGAAAACCCUAAUGUAGCAGCUACAUUUUACUGGGAAAUAUUAAAUAGAUCUGUUCGCAUUGAGGGUACAGUAGAAAAACUUUCUGAAGGAGAAUCUACUACCUACUUCCAUUCGCGGCCAGUGCCGAGCCAGAUUGCAGCCUGUACUAGCUAUCAGAGUACCCCAAUUGAAUCAAGAGAUGUGCUUUGUGAAAGAGAAAAGGUUUUGGAAGCAGAAUACAUGAUACCUGGGAAGGAGAUUCCUAAACCAAAUUUUUGGGGUGGCUACAUUAUUCAACCUAGGUCAGUUGAAUUCUGGCAAGGACAAAGGGAUAGACUGCAUGACAGGAUCAAGUUUAGGAAACCCAAAGAAGGAGAAGUGCUAGAUGGUAAACUGUUACAUGAAGGUGAAGACGGAUGGGUUUAUGAGAGACUUUCUCCUUAACAUCCAUGUUUUAAUAUCAUAAUUUGAGUACAAAAAAAGAUAUUUAAAAAAUAUAUUUCAAUAAGCAUUUAAGUACUUAGCUGUUCAUUAUGAAUACACUGCAUCAAAGCAUUUUUCAGUGCUGAAAAUUGACUAAUUACAGAUGAGUAGGUAGGAUUACGGAUGAGUAGGUGAGCUGCAUACAUAAAUGUGGGGUGUGCAAGGAUAUUUUUGCCUUAAUUGGGGUUCAAUCUGAGAUUGUGCACCCAAUUCAGUGCUGGUGAUGCCAUUGCUAUUUUCAGAGCUGAAAAGUGGUGGAUGCAGUUUGCAUGUAAUGUGCAAUCAACAUAAAAUGUCUUCCAAUUUUACUUGGUGUUGGUAAUGUUAUAUUAUUAUUAAGUAUUCAAGAAAUUAAAGAUUAAAAUAACAU